Molecule: messenger RNA, 1155 nt
Organism: Naegleria fowleri
Lineage: Eukaryota; Heterolobosea; Eutetramitea; Acrasida; Naegleriidae
Exons: 5
Coding region: 1-1155 (384 amino acids)
Molecular function (GO): NAD+ binding
Source: RefSeq, a predicted model, not a curated record
AUGCCAACACCAAGCACUGAAAUUAUGUAUGAUAAGAGCGGAGUCGAUAUUACUGAAUAUUACGAUUCGCCACAAGAAUUGGAUGCAAAAAUUGAACAAUUAGCUAAUUUGAUCCAUUCAUCCAAACAUAUUGUGUUUUAUACAGGUGCUGGAAUUAGUACCUCCGCAGGCAUCAGUGAUUUUAGAGGUCCGAAAGGAGUUUGGACAUUGAAAGAAAAAGGGCUAAAGACGGAAAGAACUCCUUCAUAUCUUUCUGUUCCAACACCCACACACAUGGCAAUUUCGUACUUGUACAAUCAGGGAAAGAUUCAAUAUGUGACCUCUCAAAACACCGAUGGACUUCAUGUGAAGAGUGGAAUUAAGAGAGGUGAUAUGAGCGAACUUCAUGGUAACACAAACGUUGAACUUUGUAAAACAUGUCAUACCGAAUAUUUGAGACCAUUUAGAUGUCGAAAUGCACACGACGUGCAUGAUCACAGAACAGGAAGAAAAUGUGAAAAGUGUGGAAGUGAGUUGGAAGAUUCCAUUAUUAAUUUUGGUGAAAAUCUUCCUGUGGAUCAACUCGAUAGAGCAGAUCUAAAUGCAAGAAAGGCUGACUUGGCAAUUGUUAUGGGCACAAGUCUAAGAGUGAGUCCUGCCUGCGAUUUGCCUCAAUUGUGUAAGAAGAAGAAUGGAAAGCUGAUCAUUGUCAAUUUACAAAAAACUCCAAAAGACAAGUAUGCAGACAAUAGAAUUUUCGCCAAAACAGAUACAGUGAUAAACAAGCUCAUGGACAAGUUAGGUUAUACUAUACCACCCUAUAUUUUGAACUGUGAAUAUACCUUACAAGCAGUUGAAAUUGGAACUGGAAAAUCCAGAAAAGUAAGUGUGGUGUUGUCCUCUCCUCAGGCAGGCGCCAACUUGCUCUCUUCUACCUUGUGGAGUGUCAUACUUGAGAACGCAAAGAUCUUGGAGUAUAAGGAUGCUUCUCAAAUUGUAGAGUUACCCACUGGAUCUCGCAAAGUAGCUGUAUUGUUAAAGUUUAGAUUACCCCUAAAAGAAGGAGUGGAGGCUGAAACUGUUAUUGAGAUGAAUAUUCCACCUCGGCAAGCAAACCUUUCAAAAACAUUCCACAUCUCUGUGAACACCAAUACCAAUGACGUUACCUGUAAAUAA